Messenger RNA from Cannabis sativa, 2138 nucleotides. Its product is annotated as rab escort protein 1. Gene Ontology annotation, cellular component: nucleus; Rab-protein geranylgeranyltransferase complex; cytoplasm. Lineage: Eukaryota; Viridiplantae; Streptophyta; Magnoliopsida; Rosales; Cannabaceae. Bases 131 to 1765 code for a protein of 544 amino acids. Gene Ontology annotation, biological process: small GTPase-mediated signal transduction; intracellular protein transport; vesicle-mediated transport. Gene Ontology annotation, molecular function: GDP-dissociation inhibitor activity. The record is from RefSeq and is a predicted model, not a curated record. The transcript has 9 exons.
GAUUUGAGCGGUUUGAUGAACACUCGUGUCUUUCUCAUCAUUUCACUUAACAAAAAAAUGUUACAAGUAUCUUUUUUGAAGAGAAUUUGAUGAAUGAAUUAGUAAAUUGUUGUGUUUUUGAGACCCAAACAUGGAAGAAUUCGAAUUCUCUUCAUACCCUCCAAUUGAGCCCAACACCUUCGAUCUCAUCCUCAUCGGCACCGGUUUACCUCAAUCCGUAAUCGCCGCCGCCGCCUCAUCCGCCGGAAAAACCGUUCUCCACCUCGAUCCCAACCCUUACUACGGUAGCCACUUCACCUCUCUCUCCAUUUCUGAUUUAACUUCUUUCCUCAAACCCCAAAUUUCCACUACCACCACUGAUGAUGAUGAUGAUGAUGAUCAAAACUAUACUGUACUGAAUCUCAAUCUCAAUCUCAGUUCUCUUUAUUCUGAUGUUGAGAUUUCGUCUUUUGAUGCUGAAACCAUUGCCAAACACUCCAGAAGUUUCAACAUUGACCUCGGGGGACCUAGGGUUUUGUUCUGUGCUGAUAAAGCCAUUGAUUUGAUAUUGAAAUCUGGUGUGAAUCAGUAUGUUGAGUUCAAAAGUAUUGAUUCGAGCUUUGUUUGUGAUGAUAAUGGGAAGUUAUCGUGUGUUCCUGACUCUCGAGCGGCCAUUUUUAAGGAUAAGAGUCUUAGUCUUACGGAGAAGAAUCAGUUGAUGAGAUUCUUUAAGCUGGUUCAGCAGCAUUUGGAGAAUUCUGAGGAAGAAAGUAGUGAGAGUUCGAGGAUUUCUAUGGAGGAUUUGGAAAGCCCUUUUGUUGAAUUCUUGAAGAAAUUGCGAUUGCCUCCUAAGAUUAAAUCGAUUAUUCUAUAUGCUAUUGCCAUGGCGGAUUAUGAUCAAAGCAACUUAGAGCUUUGCAAAGGUAUACUUAAGACUAGACAUGGGAUAGAACGUUUAACUCUGUAUCACAAAUCAGUUGGCAGGUUUAUGAAUGCGUCUGGUGCCUUGAUUUAUCCAAUUUAUGGCCAUGGAGAGUUAUCUCAGGCCUUUUGCCGCCGUGCGGCUGUCAAAGGUUGUAUUCAUGUUCUGAGAAUGCCAGUGAUUUCAUUGCUUAUGGACAAGGAGAGCGGGCAGUACAAGGGUGUUAGAUUAGCUUCAGGUCAGGAUUUAUUCAGCAAUCAGCUUGUUCUUGACCCAACGUUCACGGUCCCAUGUUUACCAGAGCCUCUCAGAGGAACUUUAGAAGGUUUAAAUCUAAGAGAUGUUAAAGGAAAGGUGGCAAGGGGGAUAUGUGUUACAACAAGUUCCUUGAAGGCAGAUGUAGUCAAUUUUCUCGUUAUGUACCCUCCUCGAACUUUAUAUCCUGAGCAGAGUAUGUCGAUCCGAGCUUUGCAGAUUGGUGGCAAUCUGGCAGUUUGUCCCUCAGGAAUGUUUAUAUUGUACUUUUCAGCAUUGUGUGAUGAUGCAAAACAAGGGAAAGACAUGUUACGUGCAGCUAUGAAUGCCCUUCUCAAGAUCCCGGCUUCUGAAAUUUCCGAAAAGAGUUCUGAAGUCCAAAAUCAAGAUGCAGAAGUAAAACCCACUUUGCUUUGGAGCGCAAUGUAUAUUCAUGAGUUGACUACGGGUAACUUUGAUCAUAUCAGCUCCACACCAAUGCCAGAUGGAAAUCUUGACUACAACGAUUUAUUAGAUGAAACUGUAAAGCUUUUCAAGAAGAUGUAUCCUAGUGAAGAAUUCUUCCCCGAGGUUGAGUCGUCGCCUGACAAUAUCGAUGAUGAAGAUUAAUUUGGCCGUCCGGAGAACUAGUAUCAUACACGAGGAAUCGCUUUGCCGGUGGUCUUGAAAAGUAUGUCAUUUGGUUAUGGAUGUUUAAGUGUUGUAUAUUAAGAACCUGUGAUCUGAACAGAAGUAGUACUACACUGACUAUAGAAAGGAGGCUGACUAAUAGAAGAGAUUUUUGUAGUAAAAUUAAAAAAAUUAUCUCAUAUAUGUUUGGAUUGAAGUUGUAAAAAAGAAAGUCAUUCUUACCAACUAUAGAAAACAACAGAAGAAAAGUUUGUUUGGACAAUAAUUGAGAAGGAUGAUGAUGGUUUAAAGAAAAAAAAAAUAGUGAUGAAAUUAAUGUAUUUUAUUUAAUUUUAUAAAAAUUUGAGUUGAA